UAAAUCCAAUCGUCCCCAAAUUGCUUCUUGUUAGGGCGGUGGAAAGAACAAAUAUCUCUCUAUUUCUGAUUUCGCAUACUGCAAGCAUUUCCCAGAACUCAAUUCAAGCUAGAGAACAACAAAUGGCCGCAACCAGGUCUAUGAUGCGUUCUGCAUCCAUUUUCUUAACGGAGCCAUCGCGACCCCUUCACUUCACUCCUCCUUCUUCCUCCUUCUCCCUCCGAACCAGGCGAUCCUUCACCCAUAGAUUGUAUUGCAAUGUCAGGAGAAUUACCGCUCGAGGUUUUCACUUUCCUAAACCAAUUGUUCUCAAUUGCUCCCACGAUGAGACCCAAUCGACGUCGUCCUCUAAUCAGGAUGGCCAGGACCCUCCUCAGGAGGCUGUUUUGAAGGCAAUUUCAGAGGUAUCUAAGACAGAAGGGAGGGUUGGGCAUACCACGAAUAUGGUACUUGGAGGAACAGUGACUAGUGAUUCUACUAACGAGUGGCUCGCUUUGGAUCAAAAGGUGAACUCGUACCCGGGUGUUAGAGGCUUUACAGCGAUUGGAACUGGAGGAGAUGAUUUUGUGCAAUCUAUGGUUGUUGCUGUGGAGUCUGUCCUCCAACAACCAAUUCCUGAGGGCAAGGUGAAGCAUAAAUUUUCAGCAAAAGGGAAGUACAUUUCGGUAAACAUUGGACCGGUUCAAGUAAUUUCCAGUGAGCAGGUUCAAGCCGUAUACAACGCAAUGAAGAGAGAUGACCGUAUGAAAUACUUUCUAUAACUCUCGUUUUUGAAUUAGGGUUUACUUGUACGCGUCCUUGUAAUGUAAUCACUCUUAUCCUUCUAGAUAUCUUGAUUAUUCCACUUAAAAAGUUCUCUAAUUCUACAUCAUCUUUUCUUCA
Benincasa hispida (wax gourd) is the source of this 882-nucleotide messenger RNA. Its product is annotated as phosphoribosylformylglycinamidine synthase. Lineage: Eukaryota; Viridiplantae; Streptophyta; Magnoliopsida; Cucurbitales; Cucurbitaceae. The record is from RefSeq and is a predicted model, not a curated record.